This is a messenger RNA of Ostrinia furnacalis (Asian corn borer), 640 nucleotides long. Its product is annotated as cuticle protein 16.5-like. Bases 47 to 529 code for a protein of 160 amino acids. The record is from RefSeq and is a predicted model, not a curated record. Lineage: Eukaryota; Metazoa; Arthropoda; Insecta; Lepidoptera; Crambidae. The transcript has 2 exons.
UAGAUUUGGAUUAGGUCCGGUUUCCUAGAAACGUAUAUAAUCUGAAAUGAAGAUGCGCAUAUCAUCACUUGGUCUUCAACCGUCUACCAAAAUGUUCAAGCUGCUCCUUGUUGCCUGCGUCUUCGGCCUCGCGGCUGCCAAGCCUAGCCUCUACGAGCCUGUCGUAGCUUACUCGGCUCCGGCGGUGGCUUCAGUGAGCUACCCAUCAUCGUACAGCUACUCCUCUCCCGUGGUCUACUCGUCCCCAGCUGUCUCCUACAGCGCCCCCGUAGCGUACUCUGCUCCAGUCUACUCCGCCUCAGUCGCCGCCCCAGUCGCCGCUGCGCCCGUCGCCUACUCCGCAUCCGUCGCCGCCCCCGUCUCCUACUCCGCAUCCGUCGCCGCGCCCGUCGCCUACUCUGCCUCCGUCGCCGCCGCGCCCGUUGCCUACCAUGCGUCCGUUGCCGCCCCUGUCGCCGUCUCUGCCCCAGCUUACUACAGCUCAAGCUACCCCCACGCGGCCUCUUCUUUCUUUUUAAAGAAGAAGUGAACACCAAAUAGUCGAUUUGAAGAAGAGAAUUCUUAUGUCAUGUAACAAUUCUAUGAAAUCAUAGUGAUAACACCUUAUGAGAAUCUCUGAAAUAAACGAAGUGAACAAAUA